Hydra vulgaris (swiftwater hydra) is the source of this 1745-nucleotide messenger RNA. Lineage: Eukaryota; Metazoa; Cnidaria; Hydrozoa; Anthoathecata; Hydridae. The record is from RefSeq and is a predicted model, not a curated record.
AGAAAAAACAGUAAUAUUAAUAUCUGGAAUUGCUGGUAUUGGGAAAACAUGGUUGCUUAGAAAAUGUUUGCUUGAUUGGUCAAAUGGUUUAAUUUGGAAAAAUGUUGAACUUGUUUUUUAUUUUGAAUGCAGGAUACUCAAUUCAUAUGCAAAUAUUUCUAAUAUUAAUGAAUUAUUAAAUAUUUUCUACAAGGAUAUCAUAAACGAUUUUAAAUUUAGUAGUCACACUGCACUGUUUAUAAUUGAUGGUUUCGAUGAAUUUAAAUAUUUCAAUGAGUUAUUAAAUCCAAGUUUGACCAACAUUCCGAUUGUUAAAGUUUUACGAGAAAUUCAAAAAUACAAACAUGUAAUUGCUGGCAGAGUUUAUGCAGUUGAUCAAUACCAAAGUAUAUCUACAAAACAUAGUGAUAAGUUGACCAUUCAAAUAAUGGGAUUUAAUGAAAAUGGAAUAAAUAAUUAUGUAAAAAAUCAUGUUGUGAAAGGGAAAAAAAAAAUUGUAAAAACAACUUUAAAGGAGUCUCCCAUUGCAAAAGCCAUGGCAUCUGUUCCAUUUUAUUUAUCAUCAUUGUGUAAAAUUAUAAGUAAUUCAGAAAAAACAGAUUUAAAUUUUUUUUUAACAAUGACAGAUUUGUAUGCUAAUAUUUUUUUAUAUUUUUUGCGAGAGCACAUCAUUAAAAUCAAUAAAUUGAUUUAUGAGAUAAUGGAAGAUAGUUCCAAUAAAAAUUACAUUUUAAAUAUUUGUAAAAUUGCAUAUAAAUUAUUUGUUGAAAAUAAAAUUAUAUUUUCCGAAGAAGAAAUUCAAGACUUUUAUAGUGACUUUGACAGAAAUGAAGGUAAUUUUUUUGGAUUUAUUGAAAGGAUUAAAACUGAUCUUGGUUGUUAUUAUCAGUUUGUGCAUUUGACUAUAAUGGAGUUUUGUGCAUCUGUUUAUGCAUAUAAUUGUUUAAGUAGUGAUGAGAUUAUGGCCAAUGAGAAGCUGAAGAGUUGUUUAUCAAUGAUUUGUGGAUUAUCUAAUAAAAACAAAAAUAGUCUAAUAAAGUUUCUUGUUAACCUAACUCCUUCAAAAAAAUGCAAUGAAAAAUCAUCACUCUUGUUUUUUAUUUUGGAUCGUUAUGAUAGCAAAGAUUACCAUGAUUACCAUUUAUUCAUUGAAUGCUUUUAUGAAAAUCAAUCAUCAUUUAAUGAUGAAAUUAAAUCAAUUGUUGAUAAACGAUGGGGGAGGAUUUCAAUUUACGAUGGAAAAACUUCUUACUUUACUUCUUGCGAAACUUAUUUCAUAAAUCAUUACAUAAAAUCUGGAAGAAAGUUAUCGUGGUUAAUAAUUAGUAAAAAUAUUUUAAGUGAUGAAGAAAAAAAACUUUUAAUACAAUGUUCAACUAAUGUUCGCGAUGUCAUCUUUUAUCGUCCAAUUAAUUUCGAAGGAUGGAAACCAAAAGAUAAGAUUAAAGAGUUGACGAUGUGGAUCUCAGAUUAUUUAAUAACAAAAAAAGAUUUCGAAGAAAAUUUUCUUCCGUGGAUUAAUCUUUGUGAAGGAUUAGAUCUUCGACUUCACGACGACAUUGAUUUUAUUAAAGAAUUUUAUGAAUGGAUUCGUUGUUCGAAUGUCAAGAAGUUUAAGAUCUGGUACUGUGGAAAAGAUUUUUAUAACCUCGAUGAAUUAAAAAACUUUACAAAACGAUAAAAUAUUUAAUACCUUAAAUAUAUUAAAUAAAAUGUUUUUAAAACCGUGAAUAAAACUUUAUUAA